Messenger RNA from Ailuropoda melanoleuca (giant panda), 1662 nucleotides. RefSeq names its product allregulin (gene ARLN). The coding region runs from base 110 to 316 and encodes 68 amino acids. Lineage: Eukaryota; Metazoa; Chordata; Mammalia; Carnivora; Ursidae. The record is from RefSeq and is a predicted model, not a curated record. The transcript is spliced from 2 exons.
GCAUGCGUAGGCGGCCCGCCUCGGGCCAGUUGAGAGCAAGGUGAACGCGGAAGUACGGGAUAUAAGGUUUUUCUGGCUGCUCUGACUGUGGUGGGGCUACUGGUCCGAGAUGGAGGCGGACGCAGCUGCGGGAGAUGGUCGGGACGGUCCCCGGCAGCGGCUGGGCUUGGGUGAAGCUGGGAGGCAACAGCAGAACCACGAAGUGCGGUCUCAGCCCCGGGCUGACCAGUUUCCAAAGCAUUCCUACUGGUUGGAUCUCUGGCUCUUCAUCCUCUUCGAUGUAGUAUUGUUUAUCUUUGUGUAUCUUUUACCAUGAAUGGUUUGCCUGAUGUCUAGAUUAAGAAGUUGGCUCCUGGAGUGGAUUCUGAACAUGACUACAAACUUUUUGAACAAAGAAGACAGGAUUGUGCAACAGAAUUUCAAACUCUGAGGGACUUUCAUUUCACAUACUCUUGUUAUUUCUUUUGGGAACCAUAUAUUUAAUGGGUAGUGCUAAGUUCUUAAAACUACUCUUUGAUUCAUGAUUAAAAACUUUUCAAACAUCUGAUGGCUUUAUAGGGGCUGAUGAUGAAGCAUUUACGGAAAGGUUUAGUGUAUUAAGAAAUAUGGUAAUGUCUUGCCUUUCACAUUUUAAGGGUAAGGGUUAGCGACGGUUUAGUAUGAUGUGAAAAUGUGGUGAAAUAUUAAGAUGAAAUAUUUAAAAGUAAAUUACUUAAAAGCAAGGAAAAGAAAAAGGAGUUAAGAGCUGUACAGAAAAUGCAGGCCCACAAUGUAUUGGCUGUAAGUACCAGUUUAAUUUUUAGAUUAAGUCAGCCUCUGUUAUGGUUGCCAGAUUGAUAACAAUCUCAGAGAAAGUAUAUAAUAUCCAGCACUGGAAAUCUAACGUGCAUGUCCUCUUACCUGGAUGCUUCCCCUCGCUUCCUUUUAAGUUCUUGAACUUCCCUAAAAUAGGACUGUGUUUGAAACCUAUUUUUUAUUAUUGUGGUUGUAUUAAAAAUGCUUGUGACCAAAAUAUGUCUUUUUUAUAAUGUCUGUACCUUAAAUACUUCAGCAAAGUCAUUUCAACAAAUAUUUGAGUACUUACUCUGGGCCAGGUACAGUAGUAAGCAAAAAAGACAAAAAUCCUUGCCUUCAUGGAACUUACAUUCUUUUAUUUAUCUUUAGUAAGAAUUUACAUUCUAGGAGUGAUCAGCUAGUGUUUAAUCAGAAAGGUCACACUCCCAAAGCAGCUACUAAAAGCCCUUCAGAAGCUCUUCCUAUUAUAUGACACAUACUCCUUUAUGUAGCAGAUGUUAGAAACGGGCUUUUGAAAUUGGUGAUAUUUGAUACAUGCUCAUUGCCUAAAUAUUUGAGGAUAUUCACCUCCCUUAGAAACAGGGCAUAGAUCUGGUAAACUCUAUAUAGACCCUCUCUCUUUUAGAAUGGCAUUAGAAUGAAAUCCAGGACUGACUUUGGAAGAUUUUUAGUUGCUUAUUGCCCACUACAAGGUAACAAUUAUGCCUCCAGGGUAUUGUUGGAUCUACUUGGAGAGAACCUUUUAUACAAAGGUUGAUGCAUCUAAAGAAACACAAAACUGGGAUUUCAUUGAGUAUAUCAAACGGUAUGAACUGUUUUUCUGCUGCUUGCUAAUUUUGUCCAAUAAAUGUUUAUUAUAUAGCUAAA